Messenger RNA from Zerene cesonia (dogface butterfly), 667 nucleotides. RefSeq lists its product as uncharacterized. Lineage: Eukaryota; Metazoa; Arthropoda; Insecta; Lepidoptera; Pieridae. The record is from RefSeq and is a predicted model, not a curated record. The coding region runs from base 1 to 597 and encodes 198 amino acids. The transcript has 3 exons.
AUGACCAUACCUGUAUAUAUUUUAUUCUUACUGUGCAUAUCUAUUAGACGAGGUGUAGUGUCUGGUGAUGGUCGCGAUGAACUACCGCCGAGCUUCGCUCAGGCUCUUGCCGCUCAGUCGCUCAGCGCGCAGCCGCUCAGUGCGCAGCCGCUCAGCGCGCAGGCGCUCAGUGCACCACCGCACUCGCCGGCUGCCGCCGCACGAGCAUUGCAGCCCUUCACAAAUCAUUCACACGGUUCGAUGUCCGGCAGCUACACGAACCUUUUCGAAGUGAGCGAGAACGCGCGGCACGCCUACAUGAACUGCUCGCUCGAUCUCGACCCCGUGCCCCUUCAAGACGUGUGCGUGAGCGGCGCGGGGCCGGGCGGCGCGGGGCCGGGCGGCGCGGCCGUGGCGGCCGGCGGCGCGCUCAGCGCGUCGCGCCUGCGCCUGCUGCACGACACCACCAUGAUCGACGCGGCGCUCGACCUGGACGAGCCCGACCCGCCACCGCACCUGCCGCCGCAGCCGCACGUGCCGCCCCAGCCGCACCAGCCGCACCAGCCGCACGUGCCACCGGCGUCGCAUCGCGCGCCGCACGUCGCGUUGGCGCUGUGACCCUUUGCCUCGCGAACACUUCGCAUUGUAAAUAAACUUUUUUUAGGCCCCAAUAAACCAAUAACGACAA